AUGGGGCUGUUUCUUUCUCUUGAAAGGUCACUUGCUUUGAUGCUGAUAUCGUUAAUCACUGCUUGCACUUUAUCAGAUUGCUAUGAUCCUUUGGAUCCCAAUGGCAACAUUACAGUUACUUUUGACAUUAAUCAAUGGAUACCAGAAGGCUAUGUGGCAAGGGUAACAAUUCAAAAUUAUUAUCAAUAUCGCCAUGUUGAUAAACCUGGUUGGAAAUUGGGUUGGACAUGGGCCAAGAAUGAGACCAUCUUGUCUAUGGCAGGUGCUUUUGCUACUAAACAAGGGAACUGUUCAUCGUUCAAGUUCCAAACACCGCCGCACUCUUGCGAGAAAAGCCCUGUCAUUGCUGAUCUUAUGCCGGAUGCGUUAUCAGAAAACAAGCCAGAUGGUUGUUGUCAUGGUGGUCUUCUUGCUGCUUGGGCUAUCAAUCCUUCUAAGUCAUUCUCAUCCUUCGAAAUGACGAUCGGAAACUUAGGGACGAAUCCGAAUGUGCAGGCACCAAUCAAUCUCACUUUAAUGGCUCCAGGCCCUGGUUAUACUUGUGACUUAAUUGAGGACACUGAUCCCUCAGUUUAUUCUGAUAUUGGGGGUAAAAGACAACUCCAAGCUUAUAGAACAUGGAAAUCAACAUGCACUUAUUCGAGCUUUAUUGCCAAUCAAGCACCUGUAUGCUGUGUUUCACUCUCCACAUUUUACAAUCCAAAGAUCACAUCAUGCCCUACUUGCAGCUGUGGAUGCAGAGAAGCAGAUAAAAACACAGUUUCAUGCAUAAGAGAAGGUUAUAGUGAGCCAGAAUCCGAUUCAUUUGAUAAUAAUGAUAUAGUGAAGUGCACUGACCAUAUGUGCCCCGUUCGAAUUCAUUGGCAUAUAAUGACAAAUUACGUUACACAUUGGAAAGUGAAGCUGACCAUCUCAAACUACAAUUAUGAAAGAAACUAUUCAAACUGGAAUGUGCUAAUUCAGCAUCCUGGUUUCAGCCAGAGUACAACUGCAUAUAGCUUUAACAGUACAAUGCUUCCCUCUUUUGGAUUUUCAGAUGAGGUUGCUCUAUUUUGGGGGAUUGAGUACUAUAAUGACGAGCUACUCUAUGCUGAAGAAGAUAAAGUGAGUGCAGUAUCCACACAGAUUUUACUAAGGAAGGAUUUAGAUUCCUUUACACUGAGAAACGGAUGGGCGCUACCUCGAAGAAUAUAUUUCAAUGGUGAAGACUGUCAAAUGCCUCUUCCAGACACUUUCCCCAUGCUACCAAAUGUCAGCUCCAGCUUGAAACCUACUAACCCAGUUUUUCUUCUUUGCAUCUAUCUGACUUUCAAGAGAUUAUUUACUUGAUAUGGAUAAAUAAAAUCUCAGUGAAUGUUUGCUCACCAAAUCAUAACUUGGUGGGAAUUUUUGUUAAUUUUUCCCAUAAAUUCAUUGUAAGGCAUUUUUUUGGGGGGCAGUAUAGUUACAAA
Gossypium raimondii (Peruvian cotton) is the source of this 1451-nucleotide messenger RNA. RefSeq names its product COBRA-like protein 2. The transcript has 6 exons. The record is from RefSeq and is a predicted model, not a curated record. Gene Ontology annotation, biological process: cellulose microfibril organization; plant-type cell wall cellulose biosynthetic process. Gene Ontology annotation, cellular component: plasma membrane. NCBI's taxonomy places the organism in Eukaryota, Viridiplantae, Streptophyta, Magnoliopsida, Malvales, Malvaceae. Bases 1 to 1329 code for a protein of 442 amino acids.